AUGUUCUUUGGUAAAGACCUUCUCUCAAAGAAAGAACCUAUUGGAUUGCUAUGGCUAGCCGGUACUAUUGGAAAGCGUUGCAAGCUUACAAAAAAGAAGAUAUUGCUCGUUGAUAUUCCAGCACUGGCUGAUGAAAUCAUAUCUAAGGGAAAGAAAAUUAGUAGCAAUACUUCAAAUCAUGUGGUUGACUCUAGCAGUCAAUCGAUACGGAAAGAGAAUGCUGGAUAUACUCUUCGUCUAUCAAGUACUUUGCUACUUGGUAUUGUGGUCAUUUACAAUAAGAGAACACAAUUCUUGCUAUCGGAAGGUAACAAUAUGAUACAGAGGGCAAGACAAAUACAUGUUGCACUUGGAAGUGGUGAUGAUAACACAGUUCUCGACCCUUCCAAGAAAAACAUUGCUCGCUUUGAAGCAAUUACAAUGAAACCUCUUGAUCAUUCCAUAGAGGUGCUUGAUCCAUUACUUUUAUUGAAUGAUCAAGAGUUUGUCAGCAAUUGGUACAAACUAAUUGGAGCCAAUGACAAUGGAGAGCUUAUUGCUUCCAGCCUAGAUCAAAAUACUUCAACUGAGACUAUUUCUGCACUUGGGUUUGAGGUGGUUAACGUGAACAGCAAUCCUUUUAUUUCAAACAUUGUUACUCAUCAAGAAACCCCUACAAAUGUGACUGGUAUGGCACUUAAUGAUGAUAUCUUUAUCACAGGUGUUGACAUUUUUGGCGAUUCUGACCUGAUUAACAUUACCGAAAAUACUGCCAGUCCAAGAUGCUUAACCAUUCAGACAUUGGUGGAUUUGACGAUGGAAUAG
This is a messenger RNA of Naegleria lovaniensis, 804 nucleotides long. RefSeq lists its product as uncharacterized. The transcript has 2 exons. Gene Ontology annotation, molecular function: chromatin binding; protein binding. Bases 1 to 804 code for a protein of 267 amino acids. Gene Ontology annotation, cellular component: synaptonemal complex; cohesin complex. Gene Ontology annotation, biological process: mitotic sister chromatid cohesion; synaptonemal complex assembly; replication-born double-strand break repair via sister chromatid exchange. NCBI's taxonomy places the organism in Eukaryota, Heterolobosea, Eutetramitea, Acrasida, Naegleriidae. The record is from RefSeq and is a predicted model, not a curated record.